Messenger RNA from Haliotis rufescens (red abalone), 8463 nucleotides. Its product is annotated as voltage-dependent L-type calcium channel subunit beta-4-like. Lineage: Eukaryota; Metazoa; Mollusca; Gastropoda; Lepetellida; Haliotidae. Gene Ontology annotation, molecular function: high voltage-gated calcium channel activity; protein binding. Gene Ontology annotation, biological process: calcium ion transmembrane transport; neuromuscular junction development; chemical synaptic transmission. The transcript has 13 exons. Gene Ontology annotation, cellular component: voltage-gated calcium channel complex. The coding region runs from base 620 to 2443 and encodes 607 amino acids. The record is from RefSeq and is a predicted model, not a curated record.
CACAGCCAGGAAAACUCCCCUGGUCUCAGAACACGCUGGAUGUUCAUAACUCACUGCUAUCAAUUAUUCAGAGAAUUCGAAGCCACAACUGGAUUUGGAAUAUCUAUCUUAACUGUGUACGACCUUGCUUUCAACUGACUGCUGUGGAACUUCCUUGUUACUGCUGCUGACGUGGAAUUCUGCUGUUUGGUCGAGACAAAGGUCAUUGUUGUAACAAUUGGCAGAGGUUUGGAAGCUAGCUUGGCAGGGUAUGAGUAAACUGUGUGUAGUUUGUUGAACUGAUAUUUGACCAAUCCUGCUCACACCAUCAUCUAAGGCAUAAUUGCAGUUUGUAGUUGUGCUACUUUUGUUGGAGGUGUAUCAGUGAUCUUAUGGCAGUCUCGAAAUUCUUCUUGCAUUUGAAGUUUGUUGCAUCUGCUGCUGCUGUCUUAUUAUCCUUGCACACUUGUUCAAGAAGAGAAUUGUGAGCCAGCCUCCGCUUCUACAUGGAGGAAAUUAAUCUGAGGCUGGAGAGAGAGUUCUAGCUGUGGGAAGCAGACGCCAUCAACCCAGAUCUGUCUGUCACCAUUGUUGACUGUCUUCUGAGUCGGGAACAUUUCCACAGAGCGCUGGUGUUUCCAUGGUUACCAGCAGGUGCCACUCCCAGCUCCAUCUGUUGGAAGAAGGAGCUGUUUCUGGCGAUUCUUUGGGUUCUGCUGACUCCAACUACAGCCAGCCUUCCUCCGACCUCUCCCUGGAUGAAGAACGGGAGACACUGCGGCGAGAGACGGAGCGACAAGCACUGGCCCAACUGGAAAAAGCCAAAACCAAGCCAGUAGCAUUUGCCGUGAGAACCAAUGUGUCUUACGAUGGGUCCCUGGAUGAUGACUCGCCUGUCCAUGGGUACGCUGUGUCUUUUGGGGUCAAGGACUUCCUCCAUAUCAAAGAGAAAUUCAAUAAUGACUGGUGGAUAGGGCGUUUAGUGAAGGAGGGAUGCGAUGUUCGCUUCAUCCCCAGUCCAGCCAAGCUGGAGAACCUCAAGCUGCAGCCAGGCGGAGGUGGGCGCACAGGAAAACUCUACACAAGAAACAAAGAAGGAAAAAAGACCCCAGAUGUGCAGGAAGGACCGACUCCUCCCAUACCAAAUAUAGCAACACUGCCCCCAGGUUCUUUGUUAACCUUGACCAAGCAGAUUCUUGAGAAGGCAAAUACGCCAGACUCUUACCCUUCUUCACCACCACCAUUGGGCAAAACCAACUCUUCCUCUAACAUUGACAACCUGCUCGCCAACUCCAAGUCUUCGAACUCACGUGGGUCCACACCACCUACCCCAGGUUUAGAAGAUCAGAAUGGCUUGGACAGCAACCUUGGAGAGGACAGCGACAGUCUUGGUAAAACCAGCAAAGCCAACAUUACACCACCGGCAAAGGAAAAACGAAAACCUUUCUUUAAAAAGUCUGAAAGCAUUCCUCCAUAUGAAGUUGUGCCUUCAAUGAGGCCUGUCGUGCUGAUUGGGCCUUCCCUGAAAGGAUAUGAGGUGACGGACAUGAUGCAGAAGGCACUGUUUGAUUAUCUCAAACACAAGUUUGAGGGAAGGAUAAUCAUCACUCGUGUGACAGCUGACAUUUCACUGGCUAAGCGUUCACUUCUCAACAACCCCAGCAAGAGAGCAAUCAUGGAGAGGGCAAACAGUCGGGCUGCUGGGCUAGCUGAAGUACAAGCUGAGAUUGAGCGGAUAUUUGAACUGGCACGAACCCUUCAACUGGUUGUGUUGGACUGUGACACGAUUAACCAUCCAUCUCAGUUGGCAAAAACAUCUUUAGCUCCAAUUAUUGUUUAUGUCAAAAUUUCAUCACCAAAGGUACUACAGCGAUUAGUCAAGUCAAGAGGUAAAUCCCAGAGUAGGAAUAUGAAUGUUCAACUAGUGGCUGCUGACAAGUUGGCGCAAUGUAGUCCCGAAAUGUUUGAUGUGAUUCUGGAUGAAAACCAGCUGGAUGAUGCAUGUGAUCAUCUGGCUGAGUUUCUGGAAGCUUACUGGCGUGCCACCCAUCCUCCCACCCUCACCCCUGCCUCCCCCUCUCACCCCCACAGGACUAUGCCCCAGUCCCCCACGGGACCCCUGUCCAGGCACAACACAGUGCCUGCAGGUGUCUCACACAGUCGUUCAGGCAGUCUGGAGCGCCACCGGCGACCAGCAUCACCAGAACGUCGCCAUGAGCACGACCGAGAUGCCAGGUUACGGGAUGUUCACGACUAUGACCGUGACUACCAGUCACGUGACUAUGACACGAGGGGGGGCAGGGAUUACGGAAGGGGAGACCCUCGUGACCAACGUUCUCACGACUAUGAUUCACGGAGACACGCUCGGGAUUAUGAGCACCAUAUAGACUCGCGAGAUAAACUCCAUAGCUCUCCGCGGAAUAAAAAUUACCCGCCUUUGCGUCAGGGAAGUAUAGACAUCUAGCAUUGGAUUUGUGCAAUUUCUGAUGGAGUUGGUUCUUGGAGUAUCCAACUACUGGUUGUUUGUUUAUGGAUUACCACAUUUUAAUGUGAUGCAAUCUGUUUUCUCUCCUUUGUCAAACUUGAUAUCUUGUGGGAGCGGCUGUGUGACUUACACCAGGAAGGACCCAGGAUUAUUCCAGCAAACCUUCGUGGAGUGGAGUGACCUUUUACCUUUGGAGUGUAAAUUGCAUAUUGCAAGCUCGACGUCACCACUUGUUGUGCAUAAUGAACUGUGUACGUACUUUGGUACUCUGCAGCCAAAGUGGUUUAUUUGAAAAAAAAGUUUUUGCUCAAAUCUCUUUAGCUCUGUACACUUGUGUGUUAUGGGAAAGUUUGUGAGCUCACAAUUUUUAGCUCCAGAAAUGGGGAACUUUCUAAUUUCAUUUGUUUUCUUAAUGUUUUAGAGUGCUUGAAAUUUGAAAAGAUCUUUUCGUAUAAGAAGCAUUGCAUCAAAUGUUUUCAUUGGACAAGUGAGAUGUACCAGUUCUAUACUCCAACAUCCACACAAGACUUUGUGAAAGUCUGUCAUUUUAAAACAUUUGAUCUCUUCGCAUUAAUUGCAUUUGAAGCAUCUCUCCAUAUGAAAGUUUUGUAUAAUCUUGAAAUAACCUCUUACUCCUGUUAAGUGCUAUGCUUCAAGGGAUCAUUUCAAAACCAAAAAAAAAUGCCACAUUUAAUGGCUAGGGCAAAGAAUGUUAUUAUAAUGUAUUUUUGUGAUUUCAAUUGUUUCCAGUUUGUUCAUAGAAGUUUAAAUCUCAAUUUAUCCAAAUAGAUUCUUAAUUCCCAAAUCUCUUUAGCCUAGUCCUUUUUUCUGCAGAGAGUUUCCAUAGAUAUACUAUUUUCUUUUGAACUGAAUUGUUAUAUGCUAUACCUGAAUCAGGGCAUAAGCUGCCAGUGGAACUCCUUCAGAUGCUCCCUCAUGAAUAUUAAUGAAGUUAAUGACCAAAGAUAAGAGAAUUGUGUCAAUGGUUUCACAAAAUCUUGUUCUAGUAGAUUUUCGAUUCAGUAAGGAAUCAGCCCAGAGAAUCGUCUGGUUUGAUUUCUCUGAUGCAGAAAAGGAUUAUUAUGGAAAAGAGAUUUGGAUGUAGGUGUAUCAUAUUUCCAGAAAGUUUUCUUUUCUUAUUUGUUUACAUUACUUAGUUCUGAAGAAUUUUGUGCACUGGUAGAGGUUUAAAUCUGAUCAAGACAAUGAAUUUGUUGUAUAUUUGCUCUGAAGUUGUUCCAUAAUAUUUAUGCAGCACUUACGGACUUAACUCGGGUUACUAAUGAGAAUCAAGCUUGAUUAGGCUUUCUUUAUAGUUUCACAUUAUUUGAAAGAGGUUGGAGUUUUCCAGGAAUGUUUUUGCUGAGUAAAGGUUUGUAUUCGUGACAAUUCAAGGUUAUCAGAAUGUGUUAAGUUCCUAAAAUUAACAUUUUUGUGUGGAUGUACUUAAUUUCCUGACUGAUGGUUGUCAGCAGUAGGAUGAAAGAGUAAAACUGAUAUUAUUCCUGAAUUGGUACGGAUCAAGUAGGCAUUGUCAAAUAUUUUCUAAGUGUAACUGGUAGUUUUGAAAGCACACCAACAUCCCUACUGAUGGAAACAUAGAUUAUUUAAAAAAUAACAUGAGGCACAUGGUGAUACACAUCACAGGGUUAGACUUGAAUGUACUUGAUAAGUCAGUACUAUUUCUAUCAGCUCAAAAUGAUGAUAUUAAUUGGUUUGUAUUUAUGAAUAUGUAAAUUGUUUAAUUUAAUGAUCUAUUCCAAGCUGUUCAGGACCAAAUGAUGCGCACAAGAAACUUAGGAAAUCUUACUCAAGCUUAACAUGAGUUUUGUGUUCUUUGUUUCUCUUCCAUAUAUUUAUCUGAGGUAGAUGCUCAGCUGUGCAGAUUGGUCAGCCUUGUGCAUGGCACCGAUUCCUCCAACAUCAGUCUCAGACUCCUGCACUCGGCCACUAUGAUGCACCAUAGUGUUUUUAUUCAACCUAGUAAUUAAUUCCUGCAAGACUUUUGGUGAUUACGCAAGAUGAGAAACAAUUGCAUUACUCAAUAUCUUUUUGCCGUGUCAUUAAAGAUGAACAAUUUUAUCACUCUGUUGAAAGAUAAUUCUGUAAUCAUAUACAUAGAUGUCUCCAUCACAGUAAAGUUCAUAGACACAGAUGAUAUUAAGAUUAAUUGGGUGCGGGCACCUAUUUUAAAACAUCAUUCUGUAUUUUUUCGCUAAUAAUAUACUUAAUAUGAGAAAAAUACUUGAUAAUCUCAUUGUUAUUACGUGUGAUAUUAUUCAAAAUUUGUGAUUAAAACAACCAUGACCUGAUGUCUCAAACUGCUUUUUCAUAUUGUAUGUAUCUCAUCUUCACAUAUUUAUUCCACAGUUUUUUUAUUUCUCCAUGCGUUUUGUGUGCUGACUUAUUUGCAUAAGGUGAUACGUGUAUUAUUUUCCCUUUGUUAUAGUGGCGAAACAUUUUUCACUUUUCACACCGGGUAUAUUAUUGAGAUGUAACCUGAUUUAUUACCACCUAUUUUUCAGUUGUGUAUGAAGCUCAACCAACAUACCUUGUUAAUUCCAUCAACAAUGUGUUUUCCCUCUCACUGAGUGGGAUGAUUAAGGUAUGACAUUCAGUGAUAGAAAUUCAAGGUUACUUAGUCAGAAUGACUGAUGAAAUCCUUUCGAAUGAACAGGUUCAGAGUUUAAAAUCUGCUCAUGAGAGCCAUGCAUUUACAUUACAGCUUGUGACAGAUGCCUCAGUUAAAGUCUGGGCAUGUGCAUGUGGAAAUUACCAGGUCUUUCAUAAUGAACAUUCUCUGUUCUAUCAAACACAAUAGAUGCUUUCAUUCUGGCUAAAGUUCAAUUUUAAGUAAAGACUAAUUUGCCCUUGUUUAAUGAAUAUUUCUAGUUACAAAACCUGAUAUUGUCAAGACAAAUUAUAUUAUGAUAAAUCAUAUCCUCAUUGUUUAUUACAAUGAGUGCUGAUCUUUCCUUGCAAUGUGAGAAUGCUGUCAGGCUGAGAGAACAUAGUAUUCAGUAUUUGUAUUGGAAUUAACUGGCCUCUGUUUUAUUUAUUUGCUAUCAAAGAGCAAAUGUUUUGUGCAAUCCUUAUACAUUUAUCUUGAAUAGUGCAAUAUUUUGUCGUGCUGCUUUUUGCACAUGGACCUUAUAACAUUAUUUAUGUAUUGUUUUCAUCCAUUAAGCCUCAAUUUCUCACACCCAUCUUGGUGUCUGUUUAGUCAACUUGCACCUCUCCACAUCACAUCAUGUUUGUUUGAAAGAUCUAGUCCUUUGUCAUCAUACAUGUGAUGUAAUCACUUUAGACAAUGCCAGUUCAGGGCUAUACUAUUACACUAUUUGACCCUGAUGAAGGGUUGUUAUGAAAUUGUGAUUACUCUGUCAUUGCUUGCAUAUAUUGGCCGUUUUACUGGUAAGAUAUAUAAAAUUAUACAUAUUAUAUUGAUAUGUAUCUCCAAUGGAUAUGUUUUUCCAAAUCAAUUAUGUAACCAUGAUAGCAUUUCAGAGUUUUCUCAAAUAUUUCCUCAAUUUGUCUUGCGCUAUGUGGAAUUCAAUUAAAAUUUCGGCACGGUUCUGUAAUUGUGUGAAGCAGCAAUCAGUAUCACAUGUAUCAGAUCAUGAAGAUCCUCAUUAUAACGACCCUGGUUGUUUGAAAAGAAUGUAUGCUUUCAUUCCGUUUCCAUUAUACAAACGACAUUGUUCAGAGUGUUUUGUUUGUUGACAGUUUCAUUCUUUAUAUCACCCAACAGGACAGACUAUAUACAUUUUCUAACACUAUAUUACCAAAUGUUUUUUUCCAUAACCAUUUGCCCAAGAGCUGCAGUGAUUUAUCAUAGAAUGUCAACUGAGACAUCCACCUCCCAAGAACCAAGGUAUCAUAGGACUGUUUUCAUUCUUUUUGCCUUUUGAUAUUUUUCUUAACUGAUUUGACAAUAUUGGAUUCCAUGGUUUCUAUUUAUUUUGCUCUAUGAAUUCACUGAUUUAUAUAAUGGAUGGGCCUUGUUUGUUUUUCCUUGUAUAUACUACAUGCCAGAGCCCAUACAUGUAUAUCAUCUUGGCUGCCGGUUGAUAUCUACUGUUCAGCUGUUGUCUCGAUGGGAGUGUGUUGUCUCGGGUUCAAAGAACUGGGAGAUUUGGCACUGUGUGAUGUGAGAUUUAGACACAGUUUUAAUGAACUAGCAAUAAGGCCAUGAUAACAAGAUAACCAGGUAUUUGCUUCCUGUCUCAAUCCAAUCUGUAUGUUUGUCUGCUCUGAAAUAUUUUCUUCUUCAAUAGUAACUAAACGAACAAUUUGGAUCAAAAUCUGGUAAUUGAGUUAUCAUGAUCUUGAAAAGACAGUUUUCAUUUUCACUUUAUCAAGCAUAUUGACUGCUUUGAUAAGACAUUUUUUGUUACUGAAUGCCCAGAAAUUAUUUUCCAAGGUGGGAGGAAGAAGCAGCAGUGUUUGAAUUUUUUGUGUGUGCAAGAUAUUAAUGUGCAAUGGAAGUUAGCUUCCAUUCUUGGAUGUACAAUACAUCUUCAGUGUCAUGAAAAUUGUCACCUUUGUUUAUGCCUGUGUUUUGUCAGAAACACAUUAUAUGAAAGUAACAUGCAACAUUUCUAUUCUACACUCAACAUAUAAACCCCCCUGGCACCUUUCUUCUUUAAAAAUUGUCUAAAAUAUAACCGAAAAUAUCCCAAAAUAUUAUGAAAAAAAACUCCAAUUGUUAAUAAUGAUAUCUUCAAGAAUUUGAAUUUCAUUUUGUCUGAGAUGGAUUCGGUGAAAAAUGCUGAAUUAUUAAUCAUUAAACCCUUAAACUAAUUUCUGCAUGGAAUUUCUCUUUACGUAAUAUAGUGGACAAAUUCACUUCUUGGUUGGUUCUAGAAAAACCUUUACUUACGCAAAGAAAGGAUUCCAUUGAUAAUUUAUUUCUAAAAAGUGUUGAAUAAUGUCUGUCCUUGCACAAGCACAUUUUACCUAAUUAAAUUCUUUGUUUUAUAUGAAAACAUUUCCUUCCCAGAUUUAAGUAACUAUUUUAUGCUGUACGUUUUCCGAUUUAGCAAGUGCCCCAUGGGUUCCUGAACACAAAGAAAAUAUGUUUGUAUAAAAGGGAUUUGGUCAUUUGCUGAACCUGACAGUAUCAUGAUGUCUAGUGUCAGGCUUAUCGUUCUGUCCACACCCAAAUACAUAAUACUUGUAUAUAUAACACAAACAUUACUGUGUUGUAGUUUCUUUGGAGCUUGAGUUCUGGCCAAUAACUAGAGCUUCCGAUAGGAUUCUGGUCAUGGUUACUGUUCUUGUGUCGGAGAAGCCCACCCAAAGUCUAGCUGUUCAUGCCACAAGCUCUCUUGUAGAUACAAACACUCAUACAGUAGAAUGUUCUUUGUAAUAUUCUGUGCAUAAUUGACUUUGAAACAAGUCAGUUGACUCUUUUUCAACUCUAGAAGCCUGAAUGUUUCUUUGCAAUACAAACACAAUGAUUUCCUCACACAACCUUACAACAUAGUAAUCCUGAUAUGAUGUCGCUGUUAGUCUGUUCCGACAUUUGCAUGCACUAUUGUUUAAUUCUCUAUAGAUAAGUCUUACUACUGCUGUAAGGCAAUGCCUGUACACCCUCUGUUUAUAAUUGCUGCCCGUGACCACCAUACCACAGUAGGCCGCCAUCAAGGGCAGAUAACUUCAGUAGGUGUGGGAAUGCAGCCAUGUGCAGUGAUGGAUCAGUGUUUAAGAUGGAAGUUCCAUUGCUGCAGUUACUGUCAUAGUGGUAUGAUUGUCAGUAUGUCAGACAGCCCUUCAGCAGCCUGGGUGAUGCAGCUGUCUGUAUGUCUCUGUGGGGACAGGCUACAUUACCCCAGCUACUUAUGUGCCAGGGCCAUGUCUAUAUUCACUGUCAAGCUUUAGCUUCUGUCUGAAUGCCAUUGACUGUUUCCCUUAUUGUGGCCACCGAACAGGCCAAUCUGGUUUUAUUUUCACCAUGUGACUCUUGUUGGAUUUGUAAAUAAAAUUUUUAUCUCCUA